Molecule: messenger RNA, 3487 nt
Organism: Diospyros lotus (date-plum)
Lineage: Eukaryota; Viridiplantae; Streptophyta; Magnoliopsida; Ericales; Ebenaceae
Exons: 22
Coding region: 690-3017 (775 amino acids)
Cellular component (GO): plasma membrane
Source: RefSeq, a predicted model, not a curated record
CGAAUGCGCACAAACAGAGAGAGAGAGAGAGAAGAGAGAGAGAGUCUGAAGAUUUGAGGAAGGAGAGGACUCCUGCACCGCCCGGCACCCAACUCCGUCGCUGCCGCCCACCUUCGUCGCCGGUCUCUCCUCCAUCGCCGGCGACCGGCUCAGUACUGCCUGCGCCACUUCUCCGUCGCCACUAGCGCCAGGAGUGCUGUUGCGCAGCACAGCCACCGCCGCUGCCGCCGCACUGUGCAGCACCGUCACCGGUCUCCACUACCGUACCGCCGGACCGUUACCGCGACUGCCGGACCGCUACCGCGUCUUCCGGACCGCCAACUCCACCGCUGGACCGCCACCGCCCCUGCAAACAGUCAAACACAGGGAUAUACCUGCAUGAUGUCAUGUGAAGUACAAAUGUUCAGGCAGUUCUGUUCGCUGCACAUCCAGCCUUAGGUGUGGAAACAAGGUUGUUGGGGGGCCCAAUUCAAAGCAUGCUCAUCCAUCCAUAUAGAUGUAUGUAUGCAUGUAUAUAGGGGGCUUGGGCAUACAAUUGAAGGGGAUUCAUUUCUCUGAAUCAUUUCUUUAUCACCAUCCUUGGGUUCUUGUAUUCAGAAAUUGGUCAUACAAAAGAAAGGAAGGAUUGUGACUUUGCGAUUAAGCAUUAGUUGAUUACCAUCAUAUCCUUGUGACGCUAGACAACAAAGAUGAAUAAUGGCGGUGGCAGCAGUGAUGUGUCAGGAGCUGGAGGAGAAGAGGCUAAUUUGGCAUACAACUUCUCUGCCUUAGCUCUGGGUCGUAACAACAGUGAUGGCUUGUUUCAAGUCAUGAAAGCUGUUGAAGCUGCUGAGGCAACCAUUAAACAACAGGCUGACGAAAAUACAAGGUUGAGGACUGAACUUCAGAAAAAGAUUCAGGAACUUGAAAAAUAUAAAACAGACGGCUCAACAGCUCAAACCCAUAGUGUAGUUUAUCAUUGGGAUGAUCAUGCUCGAGAUACACACAGAAUUCAGCAAUUAGAUUCUGUAGUUAAUGAGGGAGAUGGGGUUAUUAGAGGGAGUGAUGCCCCGUUUCUGAAUGCUCCAUCUACUGAACAUGGUAUAUUGCGACAUAAUGAGGGUCGUGCAAUACAAACUCAUGCUGAUGGCCAAUUGGACAGCAGCAAAAUGAAUGGGACUCUGAAAGUGCUUCCUGGUGGUCAGUCACCUGUUGACACUGCUGGCUUCUCUCAAUUUUCUUCGCCAUCUGCAACAUCCUUUUCCCCUAGCAGGCAUCAAAUGGAAGGAGAAAUAGAUUCGCGGUUUACUUUAUCGGGACAUGGCAUGAUGACCAUGGCUGAAGUUAACAACUCUAGCCUCUACAAGCAGGAUCUCUCUCUUAAGGUCCGGGAACAUGAAGAAGAAAUUAUGCAGUUGCGGAAACAUCUCGCUGACUAUUCAGUCAAGGAAGCACAAAUACGAAAUGAGAAAUAUGUUCUAGAAAAGCGCAUUGCUUAUAUGCGAAUGGCCUUUGAUCAGCAGCAGCAAGACCUUGUUGAUGCUGCAUCUAAAGCUCUCUCCUACAGACAAGACAUAAUUGAGGAAAAUAUACGUCUUACUUAUGCAUUGCAGGCUGCAGAACAAGAAAGAUCAACGUUUGUGUCAUCUUUGCUUCCUCUUCUUGCAGAGUAUUCUCUUCAGCCACCAGUUCCUGAUGCCCAAUCCAUUGUCAGCAAUGUCAAGGUCCUGUUUAAACAUUUGCAGGAGAAGCUCAUUAUUACGGAGGCAAAACUAAAGGAGUCUCAGUAUCAGCUGGCACCCUGGCGUUCUGAUGUGAGCUCCUCAAAUUUUCCUCCUCAAUCACCAUCUUACAAAAGUGGUGUUGACUUGACCACAAAUAAAAAUGGGCUGGAACUGGUACCGCAGCCAGCCUUUUCUCAUGGAAACCUUCCAAUUACUUCUGAUACUCAUGCUGAUUGGGAUACGGUGGGACAUCAUCAGAGUGGUUUAGGUGAUGGGGCUGCAAAACAUCCAGAACCUGAUGACAGGUUGAGGUAUUCACCUCUUGCAAGCAGGGAUACUGCAUCUGAGGAUGUGCCAGGACAGCUUUCUGUUACCCAGGGUGAUUCACAUCCUCCACUUUAUAAUGAAGAGACUGCCACUAGACAGGUGACAUUUAGUGAUCCUGUCAGCAGCACUGCAAUGGAUGAUCUUGAUGGGGAGGGGCAGCAAAAUGAGAGAGAGCCUUUGGCUAACUGGGGUUCCAAAAACUCUCCUUACGCAACCACACCUGACAACCCCACUUCAUCAUAUUCUCAUUUGCCACCUGUUCUUGAAGAACCAUCUUCAUCAUUCUCCGAGGCUGGAGAUGAUGAUCUACUGCCUGCUAUAGACGGUCUCCAGAUUUCUGGUGAAGCUUUUCCUGGACGGGAACUCCAAGCAUGUGGAUACUCUAUUAAUGGAACAACGAGUUGUAACUUUGAGUGGAUGCGCCAUCUAGAAGAUGGAUCUGUAAAUUACAUAGAGGGAGCAAAGCAACCUAAUUAUCUUGUUACUGCUGAUGAUGUUGAUACAUUACUAGCUAUUGAAGUCCAGCCUCUAGAUAACAGAAAACGCAAGGGAGAACUUGUAAGGGUCUUUGCCAAUGAACAAAGAAAAAUCACUUGUGAUCCUGAAAUGCAAAAUUGCAUAGAGAAGACACUUCAUAGUGGCCAAGCUUCAUACAGGGUAUCAUUGCUGACUGGCUAUCUUGAUAUAUGGGAGCCAGCUACUCUUGUGAUCAAGAAGGACAGUUACACUAUCAAAGGUGGUGUAUCUAGUGUUGUUCAAGUAACUGAGAAGUUCUCACCAACAAUGACUGUUACUAUUCCAUUUGGACAUGUUACGGAAUUUUCUAUAAGUAGUUCUCCUGGGGUUGAGCAUAUUUUACGGGCCGAAAGCAAUCCAACGGAUGUUAGUGGUUCAAGAGAUACAAUCGUCCUCACUCUGAGAUUAUUCAUCCUAAAGGCUGGUGAUAAAAAGAGAUGGAAGAAAAGCAGGUUGUUCUUUAAGUCAUAGGACGGACAGCAUUGUUUUUGGAUCAGCAAAAGGUGUUUGUUGUAAAGAAAUGGUGGUGUUAUAAAUUGAGAGCUGGCUCAUUGAUCCACAUUCUAUCUAGUGUGGAGGUGGUGGGUGUUCUUCUAAAGAAUGGUGGUGUAUUUGUCAAUUGAGCUAAAGCACUUUGCCCGAUGCUACUCUCUUCUAUUUUGUUGUGUAUAUCGUCUGCUACUGGCUCAAAAAUAGGGUUUUGUCGUCGUGUAUAUUAUUCUGUGGCCGGCUCAAUUCGGCCCGCGUGAGUAUCAAAUGAGUUACAGUUUUGUCUUUGACCUUGCAAUAUGAGUUGAGUAGUGCAAAUAUUAAUUAGUUGCUAUUUACAGAGCGAUGGAUAUUUGAAUGUCCCGGAUAGAUUUCCCAUCAAAUGGGGGCUAAUUAUAAUCUCAUCAACGGUUGGUUUAAUUUAACCCAAGAAAAACUUGUGGUUUAACCUA